Messenger RNA from Haemonchus placei, 3102 nucleotides. NCBI's taxonomy places the organism in Eukaryota, Metazoa, Nematoda, Chromadorea, Rhabditida, Trichostrongylidae. The record is from the annotation of a GenBank genome assembly.
AUGCGGAAGGCUACAAAAGCUCUGGAUUAUGUUUCCAAUAUCUCGUCCGGGCCCUUUCCCUACGCUCCACUGGGCGAGCCGUUAUCGAGUGACAUGCUGACGCAGGCAGUACUUCGUGAUGGCCACGUGGUUGCUGUGCCGAGAUUGCUACUCGUAGAGGGGGACGUGAUUCUUCUGCGACCAUCUCAGGCGGCGCCAUGUAAUUGCAAGCUAUUGAACGGUGAAGUGGUGAAGAUGGGCGCUUCUAUCUCAGAGAAGGUAGAAGUCGACCAGGAGACAGGAGCAGCCAUUCCUCUUGAUGCAACUAAGGCCAUUGCUACAUCGACGCCGUUGGCUGACCACUUGUCUUCGGUCAGCGCCAGCAGACGUUCUUUUACCACAAUGGACUAUCAGUUACACUAUUGUCUACAUAAGGUGGCAGAACGGACCCUUUUGCCAGUCAUUGUUUUUAUGGCUCUUUCAUCUUGUGCCAUGAGAUUUUUCCUUGACGGCAGUCAAUCGCUAUUUUCAACGAGGUUGCAAUUUCUGUCUGAAAGUCUAUUAUCUAUUCAUGCGAUGCUAGAGAAUCUGACUAGGCCUGACCUAUUCAGAUUUGUAUUUGCCAUCCCGUCGCUCAUCGUGUUGCCAUUGACUGCUCCCACCUAUUUUUUCAUUUUGCGAUUCGUGCAACAACGAGGCAACGCUGCGGUCUGCGAUGUACUAAAGACAACCAGAGCAAGUGCUGUAAAGGACUUCGUUUCACUGUUUGGAAAUCUGACAGGGACCUCGUUUUUUGAUCAGAAAGGACUGCUGUCUCCAAUGAAUCCUUGUCUCGAUAAGGUCGUAUUCUUUCGGCCCAGCGACGAAGAACAGUCAAAGGAGGCUCCUGCUCUCGAGAUCAUGGACCUGAGUUCAGAACAGCUCAUCGAUGGAUCGUGGAGUGUUGAUUUUGAUGAUCCCAAUUGGUCUCGCUUCGAGUCGAAUUUGCGUGCGAUCGGCCAAUGCCUUCUUCUGAACCGGUGCGAUCCGAAAUUCCCCACUUUUCUGGACCACCUGUCGGCCGUCGCAACCACAGUACCGCGUACCGUUGCUACCGCUUUCAGAUGGUGUUCUUGCGUAUUUCCACAGCUAAUUGGGUUCAAGUCCAGUUCAGCCAAUCAGUUCCAAAAGCUACAAAACGUGUUAGGAUUUUACCAACGUCGACCCGGAGAAGCGCCCUUACCGGGACUCACGAAACAUCAGACUCCUCUGGAAAUGGCCUACUGUACUGUACAUGCAGAUGACCGAUCGCUAUACUACCAUCUUUCUUGUCAGGGAACUGCAAACCUUGUUCUGGAGGCUUGCUCUCAUGUGUGGGACGGCGAACAACUAACACCCAUCACGGAGCGGAUUCUCAAAAGCGCCAUAGACUUCUAUCAGCGGCAUUCUGUCACAGGCUACUGCCUUGCUCUUUCCUACCGUGCAGUUGGAAUGGUUCUAGAUGAAACACUCAAGGAUCGCUACUUCGAAGUCCCACUGCUUCAUCGUCAAUCGCGAAAGAGCUCUCUGGCGAGAACUCAUAGCAUAGAUAGUUCCCAAAAUGACCCAUUCUUCGACCAGACGCCUUUGAAGACAGCUGACGAGAUUAUUCAGCGAUGGUUUACUGGGCACGUUCUUUGCGGAAUGGUGGUCACCCAAUAUGAAGUGGUGCCUCAGGCAGUACAGCUAAUCGACCAGCUGGAAACCCUCUGCGUCCGAUUCGUGUAUUUCUCUCGCGAGAACGAAGUGAGAAGUCGGGUCUUUGCCGAGAAGCUUGGUGGGUAUGACACCUACACAAGAGACACUUGCUCGAUUGGAUUGGAAGCUGGUUGGAAUUGCCAUGUGUCCCUGGCUGAGGUGGACGCAGAUGACAACCAGAGGACCUUGAAGGAUUACUUCCUAUCAAGAAGUGAGACGUCUGAUGAGGAACUGCAUCUGAACUCUCUGUUGGCCAUCAAUGCUCAAGGGUCUCCAACGGAGAAGAAGCCCAGUCAGCAACCUCCCACUAAGAUGGUAGUGCUGCCGAACAAGGCAUGUCUUCCGACAGGAAUCGCAGCUGUUCGCCCCCAUUUAGAACAGGUAGACAACGUGCCACUUCUGGUCGGUCUCAUCACUGACUGCACCCCUGAAGCUAACCUUCAGAUGUUGGAGAUAAUGCAGGAAUACGGCGAAAUGGUUCUAGCAGUCGGUUCAUCUUUAUCGAUUGUGAAUACCCGCGUCUUCCUUCAGGUAAAGGGAUUUCACUUAGUUUUCUUAUCCAUAGUACCCUUAUCUUCGGAAUUCCAGGCGAAUGUUUCCAUAAGUGUUCUGCCGGUGGGAGACUGGCAGUGUUCCAUGAGUUCUGAACCAAAUUGGCAGACAGCCAAGAAUGCAGCCGACAGACUUAUGGGCAUUGCUAGUGACUUCCAACUGAGAUUCGAACAGCUUCUUGCCCUUCCCAAGCUCAUUGUCGCCUGUCGCCAUCGCUGUGCUUCCGUCAGGGGAUCGUUGGCUUUCCUUUUCUUCGCUUCCACAAUGCUUUCCAUUUCCCUGCUGGUCACAGCUAUAUCCUUUCUACCGCUGCUAUUCGACUUUGAGCAGGUCUUUCUGACGACCUUCGUGCAGUUGCCGCUUCUCACCCUGGGUUCAGUUUUCACUCCGUUUCGUCCUAAAUCAAACGUAAUCCGAAUUUCAUCAAAGAAUUCACGCACUGUUCCCCGUCAGCACGUCAAAUGGGCUCUGCUCACAUUCUUCGUCGGCUUCUUUCCUUCGUCCCUCUUUCUCGUUUUGAUUUUCUUCCUCAAGCUGGUUCGCAACUCAACAUUAGCCUGCUCAUUCUCCGAUGUCGUCUGCGCUGUUGCCACUGAGAAGGCCUCUGAUGUUCCUCUGUCGACGAUGGCUAUACGUCAUGUUAUUGGACUUCAUGUUGUGUUCUCGUAUGCCUCUGGAGUAUUCCUUCAUGAAGUGCUAUCUGUCAUUUCUGUGAUCGUGUUACUGGCUUGGACCUCAGUGAUAUUGUUAGUAAAUGAGUUGGUCAAGAGACGUUCAAUCCGCGAUUUCACCAGAGAACAGCGACGGACGAAACUCGGCUUUGAUACGAAACUUGGAAUGAAUUCGCCCUACUAG